AUGGGUGGAGAAGAGACACCGGGGAAGAGAGUUUGGACUGAAGAGGACCGUGAUGUUGUGUUGAAGAAGGGUCCUUUUGCUGUGUAUGGAAAACGUAUGUUCCUUGAACCACCACCAAAAGAGUUCUCUGAGGCGUAUGAAGAUUACCGGUUCCUUCCAAUGGAAAGAAAUGUGGAUGCUGGGCAUGGGAAUGAGAAUGGUGAUACCGAGACUCAAGCUCUUGUAGCUACGGAUGUGUGUGAGGCUGUUGUGGGUGACGAAGAGGAUGUGGCAGAAAAGAGAACUGAUGAGGCAGCACUGGUGGUAGUCGAAGAUGGUACAGGAGUGCAAGAUAUUGUAGCUACACCUUUGCAACAACCUUUUGGAACUCCACAAGUCGAGGUGCAAUCUCCUCCACCACCUCUUGAGAUUGGAGAUGAGGCCGCAAAUGAGACAUCUGACGCAGAAAUUCCACAAGUUGAGGUGCAAUCCCCUCCACCACCUCCUGAAAUUGAAGAGGAGGCCGGUAACGACAAAGAAGAAGCUGCUUUGUCAAAAUCUGCUAGAAGAAAGGCCCGAAAGGCUAGGAAGGCGGCAGAAGCUGCCUUGAACCCUCCAUGCAACCUUGAGACUGUCUCUGAAGUUGAUCCGGAUCCACAGGCAGAAAAUGAAGAAGAAAAUGUUGUCACCUUACCCAUAGAGCCCUCUCGUGUGGUGGCUGGGGCAAGAAGACGAUCCCCGCAAUCUAAGAAGCAAAAGAAAACAUCUCGGACAUCCCUGCCACUUGGGAUUAACAAAGUGGCUGGCGGCGGUGUCUGGGACUUCGUUUGGAACAAUAAACUAUCUGUUAUUGCACUUCUGGAAACUAAAUUGUCGAUUGAGAAAGCUGACUUGUUCGUUAAAAACCGAAAGAAUGGAUGGAAGCUUGCAACCAACUUCCAUGAUACUGUUGGUGGAAGGAUUCUUGUUACAUGGAACCCAGCGCUAGUAGACUGCUCAAUCCUUGAGACUGGACCUCAACAUGUCCACUGUCUCAUUCUAUGCAAGAUUUCUCAGAAGAAGAUUCUUUGUACUUUUGUCUAUGGCCUCUUUUCUGUAGUUGCGAGAAGGCAAUUAUGGGAGAAGAUUGAAGCACUUGGACUAUUGAUUGUUGAACCAUGGGUAAUCUCAGGUGACUUUAAUACAGUGUUAUCACCAUCUGAAAGAAGGGGAGGAAACGAACCAACUAGAUAUGAGCUUCAGGAUUUGGAGAAUUGCUGUGCGAACAUGGAUCUAACGGACUGCCCUUCUACUGGAAAAUUUUUUACGUGGAGAAAUAGGUAUAUGGAAGCCAAGCUGGAUCGGGUACUGAUCAAUGAUAGAUGGGGAGCCAACGGGUUAACAUGCAUGGCAGACUUCAAGUUGUUGGCAUGCAAUUCAGAUCACUGUCCCGUAGUUAUAACUACGUCCAUUGCUAUAAGUGACGGAAAAAGGCCAUUCAAAUUUUUAAACAUGUGGCUCACACACCAGGACUUCAAAGUUACUCUUGAAAAUGUGUGGAGAGAGCAUGUGGAGGGAUCGAAGCAGUAUAUUCUGGCCAAGAAACUUAAGUCUCUUAAAGGACCUCUUCGCACUCUUAACAGAAAUGCGUUCAGCCACAUCUCGGAGAGAACCCGAGUCGCGAAAGAAGCCUACUCUGUUGCGCAAGAUGAGUUGGAUGUCCUAAACGCGAAUGAACAAGAGAGGGCUUAUGUUAAUGAUCUUCGGAAGAGGGCCUUGUUCUUGAUGGAGGCUGAAAGACGAGAAAGGAAUGGAACGGACAAUACAUAUUUUGGCCAUGGCUCCAAUGUCUCUGCCGAUCAAGCUUUGAACCUUGUGGCCCCAAUCUCUAAAGAAGAAAUAAAGGAAGCUUUAUUCUCUAUGGGUAAUGACAAAGCUCCGGGGCCCGACGGGUACACUGCCGCUUUCUUCAAAGUUAAUUGGAACCGGAUUGGUUCACUGGUCAUAGCGGCAGUGAUGGAAUUUUUCAGAAAUGGGCAACUGUUGAAGCAAUGGAAUCAUACCGUUAUUGCCUUAAUCCCCAAGAAGAUGCACGAUCAAAGGGUCGAGGAUUUUAGACCAAUCGCGUGCUGCAAUGUUUUUUACAAGAUAAUAACGAAGAUAAUUGCAGCACGCAUGGGACGAGUACUGCCGGACAUUGUGGACCAAGCCCAAGGGGCUUUUGUAGGUGGGAGAUCGGUGUCUGAUAAUGUUAUGCUUGCUCAGGAACUUAUAAGGGGAUAUUCAAGAAAAAGAAUAUCCCCGAGGUGCAUGAUAAUGGUGGAUAUCCGAAAGGCUUAUGACACUGUUAGCUGGGAUUUCUUGAAGGAGGUUCUGCAUGGGUUCGGGUUUCCGAGUAUCUUCACUGAAUGGAUCAUGGAGUGUGUAAGCACAGCAUCUUUCUCGGUGAGCAUUAAUGGUACUUUGCAUGGAAAGUUUGAUGGAAGGCGGGGAUUAAGGGGAGAUGUAAGCUCGGUGGGAAUAAUGAUGAAUGCGUUGAAUGAGCUCGAAGGGACCUCAGGGCUAGCGAUUAGUGCUACGAAAUCGAAACUGUUUUGUGCUGGGGUGCGUGAUGACCUUAGCUUCACACGCAUCCCUAAUGGCACCUUGCCUGUUCGUUACCUUGGGGUUCCUUUAGAUGCUCAAAAGCUAAAGGUAUCUUGCUACACCCCUCUUUUUGAUUCCAUUAACAAGUAUAUAUCUGCCUGGAAGGGAUUUUCUUUAUCUUAUGCAGGUAAGCUUGAACUGAUAGCCAAGGUGAUCCAAGGUGUGGUAGCAUACUGGAUGCAAGAGUUUUCUCUACCACCCACAGUUAUUGAAAGCAUAAUUUCUAUAUGCCGAAAAUUCCUAUGGGGUGGAAAAAGGGCUCUUGUAUCAUGGGAUGUUAUCUGCAGGCCAAAAGAUGAGGGCGGACUUGGCUUGCGAAAUUUGAAACAUUGGAACAAUGCGUUUAUGACAAAAACACUCUGGAAUAUCCACACCCGGAAAGAAACGUUAUGGAUUCGUUGGGUCCAUGACUUUUAUUUACGGAAUGUGGACUUCUGGACGUGGAAUCCGGGAAGAAACGAGUCCGCCCUCAUGCGUAGUUUGGCGAAGGUUAGGGACCUUCUCGUAAGCAGAUUUGGAACCACUAGUGACUGUAUCAAUAAACUGGCCUCUUGGAAUGGACCGAAUGGCAUUAAUACUUCGGCCGUGUAUGAAGCAAUUCGUCCACAAAGCCCAAAAAAGUUUGCCAUGAGGUUUAUUUGGAAGAGCUUUGUCCCUCCUAAAUUUGCUUUUUGUACGUGGCUUUGCUUACAUGGAAGGCUACUCACGAAAAGCAAUGUAAUCUUCAUGGAGAUUGACAAACAUUGCUCGUUUUGUGGUGCUACACUGGAAGAUAUCAACCACCUUUUCUUCAUGUGCCCGUUCUCUAAACAAGUUUGGGACCGUGUAAGAGAUGGUGUUGGUAUUGCAAGGAAUACGGCCUCUAUCAAAGGAGCAAUAAAAUGGCAUCAUAGGGAUUCUCGAGGAACCCGGCCUCGAUCCAAGAUUGGUGCUCUAGCUAUCAUGGCCUCGGUUUUCCAUUUAUGGAAGACAAGGAAUGCUCUUUAUUUUGAUCAGAUGGCUGCCGAUGUGGACCGUACUUCUACCAUGAUCCUCAAGAACAUUUUCCAGGUGAUGUACAGGUUAUACCCGAAUGGGUGGAAUGCAUGA
Molecule: messenger RNA, 3693 nt
Organism: Ipomoea nil (Japanese morning glory)
Lineage: Eukaryota; Viridiplantae; Streptophyta; Magnoliopsida; Solanales; Convolvulaceae
Exons: 6
Coding region: 1-3693 (1230 amino acids)
Source: RefSeq, a predicted model, not a curated record